CUGAUCACUUUGUUCUGCUGAACGCAGCCACUGCACCCAUAUAUUGAACUGAACUGAACUUCAUACUACUGGAAAAUGGCGCAUGGACAAAGCUGAAUGCAGUCCGGAGCCAGCAAAGAACUAGUGUUGUCAGGUGCAAUAUAUUGCGACGCUACAGCGCAUGCGUGAGAUGACGUAGCUCUAUUCCAAUGACGGCAAUAAAGCGCAUCGCAGGGUCCAUGAAGGGGCUCGCGCUAUCUGAUCAGUACCGCGAUUCUGUAACUCAUUAUUGGAGUUAACGACACUUUCGUUAUCGUUGCGCAGCUUUUGUAUACUGUAGAAAAGCUGCGCAACAAUAAUGAAACUAUCAUUAACUCCAAUAACGAGUUACAGAAUCGCGGUACAGCUGUCUUCCAGGCUCCAGUGUAGUUUUCCCGUGUUUCUUGCGCGAGUGCCUUAUCUUAUAUUAUAUUGUUCAGUGGAUACUAAAUAUCAGUUACAUUAACAUUAUAAUUCCAGUGGAUACUAAGUAACAAUUACGUUACAUUAACAUUAUAAUUUUUCACUCAACUAUGGAGCUACGUCAUUUCACGCAUGCGCUGUAGCGUCGCAAUAUAUUGCACCUAACAGCACUGCAAAGAACUACUACUACUACUACUACUAAUCCCGUGGACCAACGUCCUGAAAUAAUGCUUACGACAUUUAUGACUGGCCAAAGGAAUUAAUUCUCCAGGUCAUAAUUUAGAAGAAGUUGUCGCAUGUGAGAACGCCAGGCUGUCCGCCAUGCAGCGUCGCUCCGCCAGAAGACUUUCCGCACGGCAGCACAUGCCGUACAGAACACAAAGUAACUGUAAAAUAAAACUUAAACAUUUGGAAGAAAUGCUUGCUAGAAAGGCACAAAUGAAACAAACAGUACAAAUGGUAAAAAAAGAACAGCCUCUUACAUUGAGAGAUAGAAUGAUGGCUCAAUUAGAUGCAUCUAGAUUCAGAUUCAUAAAUGAAACGUUAUACAACAAUGAUAGUUCACAAUCCAAGCAAUAUUUUAAGGAAGAUCCCGAUGCUUUUAAAGCUUAUCAUAAUAGCUAUAGACAACAAAUUGAACAAUGGCCAGUAAAUCCACUAAAUGUGAUAAUAUCAUCCAUUAAAAAAAUGUCAACAGAUAGUAUAAUAGCUGAUUUUGGAUGUGGUGAAGCACAACUUGCUGCUUCUGUUCCUCAUAAAGUUUACUCAUUUGAUUUUAUUGCUCUGAAUGAUAGAGUAAAAGCUUGUGACAUCAUCCAUACUCCAUUACUAAUGAACAGUAUCCAUGUUGUCGUGUUUUGUCUUUCUCUGAUGGGAACCAAUCUUAAAGAUUAUUUAAUAGAAGCUAACAGAGUACUUAAAAUCAAUGGUAUCUUAAAAAUUGCUGAGGUUGAAAGCAGAUUCGAGGAUAUAGGAGAUUUCAUAAGACUGUUAAACUGUUAUGGUUUUAAAAAUACAUGGAAGGAUCUGUCUCAUGAUUUAUUUUAUUUCAUGGAUUUUAAAAAAGAAGAAGAUAUAAACAUGAAGAAAAAGACUCUUCCGACAGUUACUUUGAAACCUUGUUUGUAUAAAAAGAGAUAAAACUUUAUUGUAUUAUAUUGUAUGAUACAAUUUUAUAAAACACUUGAAGCUUACAUAAGAGAGAUUUGUAUAUUUAUAAACUCAUGUUACUGAUGAAUUGUUCCACAAAAUUAUUUCAUGUUUUAUAUUGAUAUUUGAUAUAAUACCAUUUCUUAAGUAUAUAUCAAAUAUUGUUGGGUCAAUUAAUGUAUGUGCCUGCUUAAACAAUAUGUUAUUCUUCAAAACACAUUGCUCCAUUAGGCACAAUUUAUGAUCAUAAGAUGUCUAAUAAUUUAAGUUUUUCUCAAGAGUGUUGUUUUUAAGAUAGAUA
Messenger RNA from Harpegnathos saltator (Jerdon's jumping ant), 1891 nucleotides. RefSeq names its product ribosomal RNA-processing protein 8. Bases 763 to 1581 code for a protein of 272 amino acids. Gene Ontology annotation, biological process: cellular response to glucose starvation; regulation of transcription by glucose; rDNA heterochromatin formation. Gene Ontology annotation, cellular component: nucleolus; chromatin silencing complex; rDNA heterochromatin. Gene Ontology annotation, molecular function: methyltransferase activity. NCBI's taxonomy places the organism in Eukaryota, Metazoa, Arthropoda, Insecta, Hymenoptera, Formicidae. The record is from RefSeq and is a predicted model, not a curated record. The transcript has 4 exons.